Molecule: messenger RNA, 1110 nt
Organism: Pantherophis guttatus
Lineage: Eukaryota; Metazoa; Chordata; Lepidosauria; Squamata; Colubridae
Source: RefSeq, a predicted model, not a curated record
AGGAAACUCUGGCGUGGGGGAAGAACAUGGAACACGAUCCUCCAGAUGGGCACCAAGAUAUAAGUUCAGGAUGUCCAUCACCAAGUAUGGCAGGAAUAACAGCUGCCUGCUGCCAGGCCCUGAGGACCCUUUCAAUGUGUCACUGUUACUGGCUUAUUCUACUUUUCACAAGUCACGUCCUGAAACCACCUGGCUUCCAAUUGGCUGCAGCAGCUGAAAAUGUCACCAUUGACGUGAGGGUAGAUCCUGACGAUCCCGACAUCGGAUGGGACGUGGCAUUAUCUCCAUCAGGAAUGAAGACUAACAUCCUGGCCUGCCACUGGUACCGAGGGGAGACAAAUAACUUUUUCGAGAUCUUAGCUUAUCAUCCCAAGAAAAAUUCUGUGGUCUACGGCCCGGCUUCCCGCCACCGUGAACGCAUCAGGCCAGAUUGUACGCUUCUUAUCAGAGAUGUUAUAGUCACUGACUCCGACUUCUACGCUGUGUAUAAAAAUACUGUUAACCGAUCCGAAGUGGGAACUGCGACCUUAAUAGUCAGAGACAGAAGUUACUACGCCGUGGAGCGACGCACUAUGUCUCCGUUAGCCUUGUUAGGAAUCAUUGUUUCCAGUGGCACUGGCUUUGCCUUCAUUGUGUCGCUGAUGCUUUACCGAACUGUGGGCCGUGUUAAAAGGCCUGCACGUGCUACAGAGCUGGGAAGUGCGGAGGUAUCUCAAGCCAAGAUAGAAAGCCAGAUUGGAAGUCAACAGAGAUUAAGUACUCAAAACAUUCUACCUGGGGAAGAGAAUCGAAUGCUGAGUCAGCAGAGUUUCCUCAACGCCAAGCCUGUAUAAUGAAGAAUGAAGAUUACUCCAGCCUGGAGUCUUGGUAACAUCCAAGUCUUAGCAUCAGCCACCAGUCCCAGUGACCCCCUGCUCAUCCGUCUCUCCCCCACCGCCAUGAAAGAUGCCAUCUACAGGGAUCCAACAACAAAAUAUGGAGGGACAUUCUGGGGACUCCAAAAGUCAACAAUUCUAACCCUCCAGAGUCCUCAGGAGCAAAAAAAAAAUAAAAAUGAAAAAAAAAAAUCCAUCACCUGUAUUGAUGAAAUAAAAGACCUCAGUGCCCAAA